Adineta steineri is the source of this 3685-nucleotide messenger RNA. The record is from the annotation of a GenBank genome assembly. NCBI's taxonomy places the organism in Eukaryota, Metazoa, Rotifera, Eurotatoria, Adinetida, Adinetidae.
UGGUAAUAAUAAUAAUAAUCAAACGAAUGUUAAAAUAUCAGUUUGAAAAUUUAUUUUUCUUUUCUGUUCUUUUGUGUUUUUUGUUUUUAUUCAAGUAAAUAUAUUUGGACAAUUUUAAGUAAAAAUAAUUCAUACCAUUGAAUAAUCAGUCAUAGUAAUCUAAACUAACUGUAUAUAUUUAAUUUACUAUACAAACCAUGAAGUUAUCAAUAAAAAAAUAUCUACCGUAAAAACGUUUUUUAUUUAUUUAAAUGUAAUGUAACUUCUCUACUAAAGAACAACUCAUUCAUGGAUUACUAUGAUAUCUUAGGUAAAUUUGAAACUAAUAUUUGUCUUAUAUCUAGGUCAGUACUAUUUAUUUUAAUAUGCAUUCGACAUUGAUAUAGAUUUAUUAUGGAAUAUAUAUAUAUAUCAGUGAACUUGUAUAUAGAAUCUAUGGAUAUAAGAUAUCAUCUAUGUGCUUUAUCUUCAAAGCCAGACAUAUAUAUAUAUCUAAUAUCGUAUCAAUAUGAAAAUAAGAUUUUUAUCUUCAUUCAAAAGUAAAUUUAACUAAUUUAAUUGAAAAUACGAUUUAAAAUUUGAGCAGUAAAAUAUAAGUAAAUUGGUAUUAUGAUUUUUAUAUAGAAUCACAACGUUUACUAUAUUAAAUAUAAUUAUGAUUUUAUUUUGUAAUAUCACUUGUAGGUUGAAAAUAAUAAAAAAAUCUCAAGAUUAUUUAUAUUUCUCAUGAUUUUAUCUAAUUAUAGAUUAAGUUGAGUCUUCUGUAACUCGUGAUGAUUACGUUACAUUGUAUAUAAAUUUGCUCUAUAGAAAAAUUUUCAUUCGGUCUAAUAAAAAUAAAAAAGAUAUAAUAUUCUGUCAUAUUGUUGUCAUUAAUAGAAAAAAAUGCAAACGUGCCAGCUGAUGCAUUUACGUAUAUAUAUAUAUAUAUGACUAAACAUUUAUUAUCUUUUCAUUCAAUCGACUAAGAAUUAUUUUGUAAAAUAUAAUGGUUGAUCUAAUAGAAUCGGACGUGAUCUAUGGUCCACUUGAUGAAAGUGAAGAAGCGGUUGCUGCUGCCAAUGAAUUAGCAGAAAAAAAUGAUGAUCCAGAUAUGCAAAUGCCCGAACAUGCUUAUGUACAACUAGUAGAUGAUUGUUAUAAUUGUUUCAAUGAUGGUAUAACAAAAAUUGAUUUUAUUCUUGUAUAUGAAGAUAAACGUGCAACAACUGUCGAUCAAUUGAUGAUUUCUUUACCACCAACAGAAACCACUGAAGAACAGGAUAGAAUAGCUAUUGCAUUAAAAAAACAAAAAGAUAGACAUCGAUUAUUUAAGAAAAGAUUUCUUGGUAAUUUAUCUAAAAUAGGUCUUCUAAUGGAAACUGAUGUUCGUGAUAGUGAACAAAGUCUAGUUUAUUUUAUUAAAAUUCAUAUACCAUGGCCAUUGAUGCUUAAAUAUGCUGAAGAUUUAAAUUUUCGAGUACCAAUUCGAGCAGUUAAUAAUUAUGAUAGUAAAAUAACAUUUGUUGAUCGUUUACUUCGUUUUUUACAUCUUUCACAUAAUCCAUUUUUAUCUGAAGCACCUAAACGUUAUUAUGAUUUAUUUACAUCGGAAUUUGAAGCAUCUAAACAAGAUAGUUUUAUGGGUGAUAAUCAUUUUCCAGUUCAUUUUUCAAAUACUCAACGAAGUUUUGCUGUCAAUGAAAUUUUACAAACAACAUCAUUUGGUCGAAUAGAAAAAGGUGAAAUUGGUAUUGCACGUCUAGUACGUGAAAGAGUUUUUCAAGCAGCUUAUCCAUUACAUGAAGGAGAUUACAAAUUUGAUAUAAACGAACGACAAACACCAUUCAAUGAAAAUAAUCCACGAAGAAUUUUAUAUGAUAAUUGGGCACGUUACGCCGUUUUUUAUAAAUAUCAACCAUUAGAUUUAAUUCGAGAAUAUUUUGGAGAAAAAAUCAGUCUUUAUUUUGCUUGGCUUGGACUUUAUACAACUUGGCUUAUACCAGCUUCAUUUGUCGGUGUCUUGGUUUUUCUAUUUGGUUUUAUUUAUCUAGCGAAUAAUCGACCAGCUCUAGAUGUUUGUACGAUCGGGAGAAAUAUUACAAUGUGUCCACUUUGUGAUGUGUGUCCUUAUUGGAAACUUUCGGAUACAUGUUCAUCUGCAAGUCUUGGUGUAUUUUUUGAUCAUCCUGGAACUGUUUUCUAUGCAAUAUUUAUGUCCUUUUGGGCGGUUACAUUUCUUAAACAUUGGAAACAGAAAAAUGCGGAAAUAACUCAUCGAUGGGAUUUAAUGGAAUUUGAUGAAGAAGAAAAUCGACCUCGACCAGAAUUUGCAAUACGUACAUCAACAGUAGAAAAAAAUCCUGUUACAGGAAUUCUUGAACCUUAUUUUCCACCUCGAUCUCGUUUAUAUCGUAUUAUAGGUGGUAUUAUCACUCUUAGCGUUAUGAUAUGUAUUGUUAUUAUUUUUAUCGUCGCUAUAAUUGUUUAUCGGAUAAUGAUAAGUAUUCCUUUAUUUCAAAAUCAAAAUUUACAACAAUAUGCACUUACAACAGCAUCAAUUACUGGAGCUAUAAUUAAUUUAAUCGUUAUUCUGGUAUUAGGUUAUUUAUAUGAAAUAAUUGCUUAUAAGUUAACACAAUGGGAAAUGCAUCGAACACAGACUGAUUUUGAUAAUCAUUUUACAAUGAAAGUAUUUAUUUUUCAAUUUACUAAUAUUUAUUCAUCAAUUUUUUAUAUAGCUUUUAUUAAAGGAAAAGCUGUUGGUUAUCCUGGACGUUAUAUAAAAAUAUUUGGUCUACGACAAGAAGAGUGUGGUCAAGGAGGUUGUCUAGUGGAGUUAGCAGUACAAUUAGCAAUUAUAAUGAUAGGUAAACAAAUUGGUACAAAUCUUCAAGAAAUAAUGUGGCCAAAAAUUCUUGCUUUAAUUCAACGAUGGCAAUUAUCAAUACCAAAAACUAGAAGUACAACUCGUUGGGAAGAUGAUUUUAAACGUAGUGAUUUUGGUGGUUUAUUUGAAGAAUAUCUUGAAAUAGUUUUACAAUUUGGAUUUAUAACAAUUUUUGUUGCUGCAUUUCCUAUAGCACCUUUAUUUGCAUUACUUAAUAAUUGGAUUGAAAUUCGACUUGAUGCAAGAAAACUUAUUUGUGAAACAAGACGUCCAAUUGCUUUUCGUUCAUCAACAAUUGGUAUAUGGUUUCAUAUUCUACAAAUUCUUGCUUAUUUAGCUAUUGUAGCUAAUGCUUUUCUAAUUGCAUUUACAUCUGAAUUUUUACCGAAAAUUCUUUAUCAAUAUACAGUCGAUUGGGAUUUAAUUGGUUAUACAAAUUUUACAUUAGCUAAAGCACCUGUAAAUACAACAACAAAAGAAUGCAUGUAUCGUGAUUUUCGUAAUCCAGAUGGUACUUUAACUUUAUUUUUUUGGAAAUUACUUGCACUGAGAUUAUUUUUUGUUAUCUUAUUUGAACAUGUUGUUUUUAUUUUAUGUCGAUUAACUGAUGCUGCUAUUAACGAUAUACCUGAUGCACUUUCGAUUAAAAUUCGACGGGAAAAAUAUUUAGCUAAACGAGCUUUACAAAAUUCGGGUGAUUAUAAGAAUCGAGUUCUCGAAGACGUUAACGUAGAACAUACAUCACGAUCAAAAUUAACUCGAUUUUUUCGGACUAGUAAAUCAAAAACACCUUCUGUUUCGGCCGAUAUACGAUGA